AUGAAGGCACUGGUCUACACCGGUAUUGGCAAAGUCGAGCUACUCGAUCGACCUACACCGGUCAUCCAAGAACCUACCGACGCCAUCGUUCGUCUCCUUCACGCCUCCAUUUGUGGCACAGACCUGCAUAUCCUCAAGGGAGAUGUUCCAACUGCUCAACCCGGUCGCAUUCUCGGCCAUGAGGGCGUGGGCGUGGUUGAGUCCGUGGGUUCAACCGUACGGAGUCUCUCCCCUGGUGAUCAAGUCUUGAUCUCCUGUAUGACCUCCUGCGGCGCAUGUCACUUCUGCCAACGCAGUAUGCCGUCGCACUGUACCACGGGCGGUUGGAUUUUAGGCCACACGAUUGACGGCACGCAGGCUGAAUUCGUUCGAGUACCUCACGCUGCGCUUUCUCUGCAUCGACUGCCUUCCUCGAUCAACCCGCGUGCUGCACUCGCACUUUCCGACUCCCUCCCAACGGCUCUAGAGUGUGGUGUACUGAGUGCGAACGUGCAGCCCGGUAGUUCGGUGGUGAUUGUGGGAGCUGGCCCCGUGGGCAUGGCUGCCUUGUUGACGGCACGCUUGUUCUCGCCCUCGCUGAUCGCCAUGGUGGACUUGGACGAAGCGCGACUGGCGACGGCCAAGAAGCUGGGCGCGCAUGCCACGAUCAACCCUUCGGAACAGGAUGCACGGGAAAAGCUAUUAGAUUUGACAGAUCAAGCUGGAUUCGACUGCGUGAUUGAGGCCGUGGGCAUUCCGGCCACGUUCGACCUAUGUCAAGAUUUGGUUGCCGUGGGCGGGCGCAUUGCCAACGUUGGCGUGCACGGCGUGCCGGUAAAGCUUCACUUGGAAAAGCUGUGGGAUCGGAAUAUUAGUAUUCACAUGUCGCUCGUCAAUGCAACCACGACUCAACGUCUGUUGAAACUGCUAGACUCCAAUCUACUGGAUAUCAGCUCACUUGUGACUCACCACUUCCCUCUCCACGAAGGACUUGGCGCAUACGAUACUUUCCGAGCUGCAGCGGACCACCAGGCAUUAAAGGUCGCCAUUGAUUUCUAA
Penicillium oxalicum is the source of this 1038-nucleotide messenger RNA. RefSeq names its product zinc-dependent alcohol dehydrogenase family protein. The transcript has 3 exons. NCBI's taxonomy places the organism in Eukaryota, Fungi, Ascomycota, Eurotiomycetes, Eurotiales, Aspergillaceae. The coding region runs from base 1 to 1038 and encodes 345 amino acids. Gene Ontology annotation, molecular function: oxidoreductase activity; zinc ion binding. The record is from RefSeq and is a predicted model, not a curated record.